Molecule: messenger RNA, 1542 nt
Organism: Pungitius pungitius (ninespine stickleback)
Lineage: Eukaryota; Metazoa; Chordata; Actinopteri; Perciformes; Gasterosteidae
Gene: ccdc172
Product: coiled-coil domain containing 172
Exons: 8
Coding region: 321-1097 (258 amino acids)
Cellular component (GO): cytoplasm
Source: RefSeq, a predicted model, not a curated record
CUGCUUGCAAAGACAUGGUUGUGGUGGCCAUUACGUUGGACACAGUGUUCUGUUUUUUUAAUUCUUUUUAACGAAAUUAGUUCCUACAGCUCAUCGUUUAUCGGCAAAGUAGGUUUUGUUAGUAACGAGCGCAAAAGAGGACAAAACCAACCUGUCGGUGUCUUCCGAGGGGCGGGGCCGUAGUGUCACGAGAGCCACGUCAUAGGCCCAGUUUAAGUUAACGUAGCUAGCCCUGCUACUAGUCCUGUUAGCUAGCUAGUUGACGGUUUACAGGUGCAGGUUAUAUAACCUUUUGACUCCUGGUGCCGUAUUGAAUAAAAAUGAGCUUAGACACACUUUUCCAACAAAUUCUUGUAACUGAACAACAGUUAACUGAACAGACACAGAAAGUCAAAGAAGUCAAAGUAGCCAUCAUCAGAUACAAGGAGAAGAUCAAGAGCGCCGCUGAGAAGAAUGAAAAGACCAAUGAGCUACUGGAUAAAAAGGCUCAGCAGUUGUCCGCAAUGAGGCUGCAACAUGACCUGAUGAAGAAAUGCGAAGAGCAGAUGUUGAAGAAAGUUGAGGAACUGCUGUGCCUGAGAAGCCAACGAAGGGAACGUCUUGCCCACAUAAAGCGCGAGCGUAAAGAAGAGGAGGAAACCUUCCUUCGAGAGAUCUCAAUGUUCAACAGUGACUUCAGUCUCUGUGGGAACAGAAGCAUAGUGUUCCAGAGCCAAACACACACUGAGAUCCUGGACCUGCAGACGGAGGUGGAAUCAUUAUACAAAGAGAUGGAGCUGAUGAGCCGUAGGAACAACCACGUGAGCGCCAUGCAGGAGGAGAGGCGAGCGCUCCAGCUCACGCUGCGAGGCCUGGAAGACACACAGAGAGACCUGGAGCGGCGGUUGAUUGAAGCCGAAGCAACAACGGCGUCUCUGAGGGCCGAGAGCCUGUCCGUGAGCCGGAGACCUCUCACUGACGCCACCUGUCUGAGGCUGAGGAAGGAGCUGGAGAUGCACAAAGAAGAAGAGCUGGAGCUGCUGCGAGAGGCGCUCAGCUCCGAGAUCCACUUCCUGAAGUCGAAGCUGGACAGCAGCCAUGGAGGAGAGCAGCAUUAGGUUUGGCACAAUGAGGAGACAGGAACACGCUUAUAUUGGUUCACGGAUCGACUCUUCUCUCAGAAAGCCAACGUGAGCACAAAUAAAGAGGAUAGAACAAACAGAGCGAGGUAAUUGGAGAGGGUGUUAUUAUAAUAUUUACUUUAAAAGUGAUAUGAAAAGAGCUAAUUCCCUUCUGUGAGCCGCCUGGGUCGGAACAAAAAAGGCUUUGUAAAUGUUGCUGUUGUGUGUCAUGUACCCAGUGGAAGAUGACAUUAGAAAUGAAACCAUCUGGUUAUUUUUUCCUCUUUUCCUAUGAAGCCCAAACAAAAAACGCUUCAAUGAGGAAUAUUGACAGUUACAUUUGAUUUAUGUGCAUUUGAUUUAAAAGUGACAACGCACAGCUGCUCUGUGAACACAAUGUUGUGUGUUUCAUUGCUGGCAAGUAAAUAAAGGCAUUCAAAAG